Messenger RNA from Oncorhynchus keta (chum salmon), 1848 nucleotides. It is a transcript of the gene txk, whose product is annotated as TXK tyrosine kinase. NCBI's taxonomy places the organism in Eukaryota, Metazoa, Chordata, Actinopteri, Salmoniformes, Salmonidae. Gene Ontology annotation, biological process: peptidyl-tyrosine autophosphorylation; T cell receptor signaling pathway; B cell receptor signaling pathway. Gene Ontology annotation, molecular function: ATP binding; non-membrane spanning protein tyrosine kinase activity; protein binding. The record is from RefSeq and is a predicted model, not a curated record. The transcript is spliced from 14 exons. Bases 169 to 1671 code for a protein of 500 amino acids.
CUCCUCGGGACCACGAGUCACCAACCUGUCCAGGACUACCUGACAUGAUUAACUGCCCAAAACAACAAGAGGCUGGACAGGAGAAGAAAGGACGAGAGACGAAACCUGAGCAAUAGAGAGAUAGAGAGACCGAAAGGAGAGGAGAAGAGAGGUUACAGACUCACAACCAUGAUCCUUUCCAAUCACUCUAUGCAUUCAUUUUUCUGCUGCUGCUGUUCUGUAGAAUCCAGAGAGAUCAGCACCCAUGUGAGCCUGGAUAGUGGAUCUGGAUCUCUGUGUUUUCACACUAGGAGGCACCCGGGACAUGCUAACAGGACGGAUCGGUCCAGGAGGAAGCUGCCUCCCCCUCCUCCAGAUAACGACGACGGAGACAUACGCGUGGUUGCCAUGUAUGACUUUACAGCGAAAGAGGACUCGGACCUGACUUUGACUCAGGGAGACGAGUACACCAUCCUACACAAACAGGACCAGCUGUGGUGGAGGGCACAGGACAAACACGGUCCAGUAAAGCGUUCUCUCCUCCACCGUUCUAGGUGGUACUGUCAGAGCAUCACCAGAUCAGAGGCGGAACAGCUGCUACGACAGGAGGCUAAAGAGGGAGGGUUUGUGGUGAGGGAGUCGAGUCAACAAAGCUGUUACACUGUUUCAGUGUUCACUAAAGCACUGGGUAUAAACGGUGGUAUCAGACACUACCAGAUAAAGCUCAAUGAUUCUGGAAGCUUCUAUCUUUGUGAGAAGCACAUCUUUACCUCGAUACCUGAACUCAUAGAGUACCACAACCACAACGCUGCAGGUCUGGUGACCAGGUUAAGGUAUGCAGUAGGACCUAUGGGCAGGUGUGUCCCUGCUACACCAGGCUUCAGCUCAGAGAAAUGGGAGAUUGACCCUAGUGAGUUGACUGUAAUGAAGGAGCUGGGUUGUGGUCAGUUUGGGUUGGUGAGGCUGGGGACAUGGAGAGCUCUGUGUAAGGUGGCCAUUAAAACAAUCAACGAAGGAGCCAUGCAUGAAGAAGACUUCAUAGAGGAGGCUAAGAUUAUGAUGAGGUUAUGCCACCCGAAGCUGGUUCAGUUGUAUGGUGUAUGUACGCGGCAGCAUCCCAUGUGUAUAGUGACUGAGUUUAUGGAGAACGGCUGCCUGCUGAACUACCUGAGACAGAAUGGAGGUACCAUGGGACAACCAUGGCUCCUGUCUGUCUGUCAAGACACAUGCGAGGCCAUGCAAUACCUGGAGACACACAACUUCAUACACAGAGACCUGGCAGCACGGAACUGUCUGGUCAGCGACAAGAACGUGGUGAAGGUUUGUGACUUUGGAAUGACCAGAUACGUACUAGACAACCAGUACACCAGCUCUACAGGCUCUAAGUUCCCAGUCAAGUGGUCUCCUCCUGAGGUGUUACACUAUAACAAGUACAGCAGCAAGUCGGACGUCUGGUCCUUCGGUGUGUUGAUGUGGGAGGUGUUUACUGAGGGGAAGACACCGUUUGAUGGGCGGUCUAAUGUCGACGUAGUGGAUGAGAUUACCAGGGGUCACCGUCUCUACCGGCCUCACAAAGCUUCCAACGAUGUCUACAAACUCAUGUACCAGUGCUGGCACGAGAGACCACAUGGCCGCCCUUCUUUCUCUGAGCUGUUGAAGAGGAUCAGACUACUGGCUGAAUUGGAUGACUAGAGGGGACCUCAAUAUUAGGAAGAUGUUCUUAAUGUUUUGUACACUCAGUAUGUAAUUGCAAUUUUAAGAAAUACUUUUGACAUGGUAAAAACAAGUAUUGUAUUCAUAUAAUUAGUUUGUCAAUGUACAUAAUAUUUUCAACAUUAUUUUUUCAAUAAAACAUCUUCUGAAAGUAAA